UUCCUUUCUUUUUUCCAUUAUUCCCUUUUUCUCCUUCUUCUGCUGCUGCUCCUCCUCUCUGACUACAUCACGGGAACAACAAUGGAAGAUUUUGGGUCGUUAUGGGCCUUUGAAUCGGAGAGCAUUGAGGAAUUGAAGCAGAAGCUUCUUCAUUCGAUGAUCGAACUAGAAUCGGCAAACAAACUCAAGAUGGAACUGUUCGAUCUCCUCAAGGUUGUAUACCAUGAAAGAGACGAACUUCGAGAAGCACUCAUGAAAGUUCUUCACAAGCUAGCAACCACAUCAUCGCCGAGUGUUCCCGAGGAUAAUGUCAUUCCUCCGGUUAUUCGCGAAAGUCUGAUUAUGUUGCCCAACACAAAAGCGAACUCAAGCACCACUGAAUCCAACAGUCUCUCUCACGGUUCUUCCGCGGUAGAUUCCUUUCUGGACGCAGUUUCUUCUCCUGAUUUCUCAAACAUGAAUGUUGCCGAUUCCCGAAACGUGGGUUUUUUCAAUUCUGAAAAGACCCAGCGUGAUCCUGCUAGUGUGGUUAUUGAGAAUCUGAUCAAAGGAAAAGCUCUGCCUCAAAAAGGAAAGCUGCUUCAGUCUGUGAUGGAAGCUGGACCGUUGCUUCAGACUCUUCUCGUUGCUGGUCCGCUUCCUUGUUGGAGAAAUCCACCUCCUAUUCAACCCAUUAAGCUUCCACCUUUCAGCAUUAAGGACUUGGAAUCCCCAGCUCUAUACUCGAAUUCUUCUGGGUUUCCGAUGAAAGCUCUCGAGACGUGUUCUUCAGCUUCUAUGAUGAACUUUGCUAUUAAUAACGCUGUUUCUUGGCAGUCGACCUCGACUGCGAGUUUUAACAACCAAGUUCCUGCAAGCAAGCGUCAGAGGCUUUGACCAGUGAUUUUGAUGCAGUAUCAAUUAGUGCCUUUAUCUAAACCCCUUUUGUAAAUGGAGUUCGGUGAUUGGUGUAAAUGGCAUACCCUUCUUUUGAUUGAUGUUUGAGUGACGUAGCCUUGUCGGUUUUCCCCGAUGUUUAUGUUUAGAG
This is a messenger RNA of Neltuma alba, 1027 nucleotides long. RefSeq lists its product as uncharacterized. Bases 82 to 876 code for a protein of 264 amino acids. The record is from RefSeq and is a predicted model, not a curated record. The transcript has 2 exons. NCBI's taxonomy places the organism in Eukaryota, Viridiplantae, Streptophyta, Magnoliopsida, Fabales, Fabaceae.